AUGGUGUUCUCUAAAGAUCUCCCUUCUCCUGCAACAAUGUUCUCUACCUAUGCGUCACUAGCGGGAUACAUCAUGAUGAUCAAACCAAUGAUUCACACGAUAAUUCCACGACCGAUACAGAACUUCGUUUUCUCUUACAUCAAGUCUUUCGUCGGCUCUCCUCAAGCUUAUCUCUCAAGCAAGAUAAGCCCCGAUGCAUCGAAGCUAAGGAUGACUAGAGACCCUAACAAUAAGAACGUCAACUUACACCUCAGCCAAGGAGAGGUUGUCUCCGAUGUCUAUAAAGGCAUUGAGCUCAAGUGGCGGUAUUUAGAAGGCAGAAACAAGAAAACCACGGUUGUAGGUGAAGAGACAGAGGAAGCGAUCGUCAAUUGGCAAUGCUUCGAGCUAAGCUUCGACAAGAAACACAAAGACUUGGUGGUGAAAUCCUAUAUAGCUUACGUGGAGAGGAAAGCAAAGGUGAUCAAGGAAGAGAGGAGAAUCAUCAAGAUGCACUCCUACUCUAGCUAUACACUUAGGUGGCAAUCUGUCAAAUUCGAGCACCCUUCGACAUUCCACACAAUGGCUAUGACGCCUAAACUCAAGAGUUCUGUUAUGGAAGAUCUUGAUCGGUUCAUCAAAAGAAAAGAUUACUACAAGAGAGUUGGAAAAGCUUGGAAGAGGAGUUACUUUUUGUACGGGCCACCAGGGACCGGGAAGUCUAGUCUAGUGGCAGCUAUGGCUAACUACCUCAAGUUUGAUAUCUAUGAUCUCCAGCUCGCAAACGUUCAGGGAGACGCCCAACUACGAAGCUUGCUUCUCGCCACUAAUAACAGCUCGAUUCUUCUUGUAGAAGAUAUAGAUUGUUCCGUGGAUUUGCCUACAAGGUUGCAACCUGCAACCACGACCCUUGGUGCUCCCAAGGGAUCAACACCAUUGACAUUAUCAGGACUUUUAAACUGCAUUGAUGGGUUAUGGUCUAGUUGCGGAGAUGAACGCAUAGUAAUAUUCACGACUAAUAACAAGGAGGUGCUCGAUCCCGCAUUGCUCAGACCAGGCUGUAUGGAUAUGCACAUUUACUUGGGACAUUGCAGUUUUGAGGGAUUUAAAAUAUUGGCAUCUAACUACUUAGGCAUGCCUCACGACAGUGAUGACCCUCACCGUCUCUACCCGGACAUCAAACGUUUGAUUGAUGGAUAA
Molecule: messenger RNA, 1179 nt
Organism: Arabidopsis thaliana (thale cress)
Lineage: Eukaryota; Viridiplantae; Streptophyta; Magnoliopsida; Brassicales; Brassicaceae
Product: P-loop containing nucleoside triphosphate hydrolases superfamily protein
Exons: 3
Coding region: 1-1179 (392 amino acids)
Biological process (GO): response to stress
Cellular component (GO): membrane
Molecular function (GO): ATP binding; ATP hydrolysis activity
Source: RefSeq, marked reviewed